UCCUCUAGUUCUUGGUUCUCUAACCAAGGUCACUUUUCUCUACUUCCCUGAUCACUGUUGUUCUGUCCAGGAAUGGUGAAUUCAAACCAGGAAGGCUGGAGAGGGGGCAAGACCUGCAGCAGAUGAGGCUUUGCCAGUAUUUUGCACAAGAGCAUUGAACACACAGCUGUCACUUCUGGAAUUACUUGGCCUGAUAAAUCCUAGGAUCUCAUUUGUUUCUUCUCAGGACUAUUUUCUGCUGUGGUUUAUGGUGGUCACAAAAUAAGACAAACACCCUUGUCUCUCCUCCUUCUGUUUCCAGCUCAUGAGCACAGUUUGGAUUAGCUUGUUUGUUUAAAAAAUUCACUGACUCCCUAACAGUUAAUUCCCUGUUGCUUCCAUUACAUGCAGUUUUUGAGGGCAGCCAGUUUUCACAUGUGACUUCAUGGUCUUUCUCCAGGGUGUUGGUGCUAUCUGCAAAAGUAUCUACUGCAGCUGGUCUAAACAAGGGUAAAACACCCAAUUUUGUGGAGAUUGCUGCAUAUGUGUGUUGUUAACAAUAAGCGUGGAUUGUAGGUGCUGGAAAAAGCUUGGCAGCAUGCCUGAUUGCAUUGUCACUGGGAGAGUGCAAAAGUCAGGUACUUGGACUUGGCAGUGAAGGCGUUUAAUACGAGACUCUCCAAAUUCUGUGUUUAGUUAUUUUUCAUGUCCAAAUGGUGCCUGCGAGCUGCUCAGGAUGUGGUGCAGAAGGCUGGCAUGUCUGUUCAAGGUGCCAUGCCGGCUGAGUGGAAGCACUAGACAUCGCUCACCAUGGCUGCCCCGUGACAGAAGGACCAUCCUCGCUGCCGCGACUCGCUGGCAUCACACGGCCCCAGAGUCCCUCAAGUGCGCCUGGCAGUUACACGGUGACCAUCUAGAGCUCAGGUAUGCGAACACGUUGAUGCGCUUCGAUUUCGUAUGGCUGCGAGACCACUGCCGCUCAGCUUCCUGCUACAAUGCCAAGACGAACCAGCGCAGCUUGGACACAGCAAGCGUGGACCUGGGAAUCAAACCCAAGGCUGUCCGAGUGGAUGAGACCACGCUCUUCCUCACAUGGCCGGAUGGGCACGUGACGCGGUAUGGGCUGGAGUGGCUGGUGAAGAACAGCUACGAGGGGCAGAAGCAGCAGGUCAUGCACCCACGGAUUCUCUGGAAUGCAGAAAUCUACCGCCAAGCCCAGGUCCCAUCCGUUGACUGCCGGAGUUUCCUGGAGACAGACGAGGGACUGAAAGAGUUCCUGCAAAACUUCUUGUUAUAUGGAAUUGCUUUUGUAGAGAAUGUCACUCCCACCAAAGAGGACACAGAAAUCUUAGCGGAAAGGGUCAGCUUAAUCAGGGAGACCAUUUAUGGUAGAAUGUGGUACUUUACCUCUGACUUUUCUCGGGGAGACACCGCCUACACCAAGCUGGCUCUGGAUCGUCACACCGACACAACCUACUUCCAGGAGCCCUGCGGCAUCCAAGUGUUUCACUGCCUGAAGCAUGAGGGCACGGGCGGGCGGACGCUGCUGGUGGAUGGUUUCUAUGCGGCAGAGCAGGUUCUCCGGCAAGCCCCUGAUCAAUUUGAGCUGCUCAGCAAGGUGCCAUUGAAGCACGAGUAUGUUGAGAACGUGGGAGACUGUCACAACCACAUGAUCGGAGUUGGGCCGGUUCUCAAUGUCUAUCCCUGGAACAAUGAGCUUUAUCUUAUCAGAUACAAUAACUAUGAUCGUGCUGUCAUCAACACUGUGCCUUAUGAUGUUGUGCAUCGCUGGUACGCUGCUCACCGCACACUCACCACAGAGCUCAGGAGACCAGAAAAUGAACUGUGGGUCAAACUGAAGCCGGGCAAGGCACUGUUCAUAGAUAACUGGCGUGUCCUGCACGGACGGGAAGCAUUCACAGGGUACCGCCAGCUCUGUGGCUGCUACCUGACGAGAGAUGAUGUGCUGAACACCGCACGCUUGCUGGGACUCCAAGCUUAGCCCAGACCAUCCUCUGUGGAGAGGCAGUCAGACCUCCAGCACCACCGUGGUGCUGUGUCACCACGCCGAAGAUGUUGCACAUACCUCAGACACCUCCACCCUCUCCAAGUGGUUCUCGGUGCCUGCUCAGGAGAGAGAGCAGGUGGAAGCCAAAGGUUAUGGGAGCUUUAUGGGACCAUAUUCUGUCUUUGAGCAUGGUCAGCUCUUGCUGUCUGUGCACCCAGCCUGGUCUUUCCAGCCAGCCAGUCUGUCUCAGCUCUGCUGAGUGAGGGUUAAUCGCACCACGGGAAGUGCUCCCAGCACCUAUUCAUGUGAAGUGCUCCUCCAGUCAAGUGCCUUCAGGAUCUGAAAUCUUUGCAUUUUUCCCUGUUGGUUAGCCUUUUUGUCAGCUGGCAGUUCUAGGGUGUUUUUAGCAGAGCAGAAUGGAAAUCUCUGGGGUCUUGUCUCACCCCAGGCUGGACUUUAUGCCUUCUAGAGAAAACAAAAGUCUGUGGUCCCUAUUUGAUGAAAAUGCCACUACUCAAACUGAGGGCUGUUGGCGUAUUUCAGUGACUUCUUCCUUCUUAAACACACUCCAUAUCCCCGUAACAGUCACUGAUACAAGCCAUGCUGCUUGAGAGAUGGCCUGGAAAGAGAACCUGGUACAGUUAGGGUAUUUCUGAAAAGGCUUGGGUUAGAAGGAAAGGAGGAAGUAGCAAGAUCUGCAUGUUGAGAAGGAGAGAUGACUGUGUUAGACGAGGGUUGUACUUCUCACGUUUCCUUGACUUACAGUAAUGUAAUGCUUGUGUUCUUUCUGCCUGUUGCGCUGUGCUUGUAUGAAGGGCGAAGGCUCAGCAGCUACAGUAUUUGCUGACUAAUUUCCCACUGUGCCUGCUCUUUCAUCUUUUCUGAAGAAGGAAUUUUUGUUAGGUCAUCAUUACACUGGCUGAUGGAUGAGGCUGACCAUUGGUUUGUUUUUUGGUUUUUUUUUUUUUUCACCACCUUCUUCUGCAUAUGAAGGUAAUGAACACCGAGGUGCCUUUCAGCUCCUGGUAGGUGGGAGGAUAAAUUGGAGUCUGGCGCAUUGAAGGGCCACAGUAUAAGAACAAAAGAAAAUCCCAUCUUUAUUAGAAACAUUGGAAUUUUAGAACCAAGAGAAGAUUUUUAGGAUUUGUUUAUUUUUCAUUCUUCCUUAUAUUUGGGAGUGUUCACUCUGCUCUGGCUAGACCUUAAAACAGGGCUGGUCCCUUUCACUCCUGGCUUUCCUGUGCAAGCAAGAUGCUCUUGUGUCCAAGGUACAAGUGGAGCGCAGAUGCAUCUGUGCUAAACUUGCUGCCCUCAUUUAUUCUAAAUACUGAAUAUAUAGAUCCUGGUGUUAAGAGACACUCUUGAAAGCUUCUCUUCAUGUGGACUGAGCUACCUGAUGCCGUCUUUUUGCAGUAUUUCCCGUCUGCGGUGAGCCACUACUGCAGUCAUCAGGAGUUGAAAGGGGUUUCUGAGUGAAGGCUUGGCAGGAAGCUGUUGAUCAGAGGAUAUGUGAGGAAGUGAAACAUCAGCAAUGGUGGCAGGUAAUACAAGCUUGAAGUGAGCUGGCUUCUGUCAGGUAUGUCUCACAGGGCCUGUGAACAGCAGCCCCGGACACAGGCAGGAACUUGAAUUUUCCUCUAGGCUGAGUCACUGAAUUCCUUGAGCAGCCUGCAGCAUACAUUCUGUUACCUUCUUUAUCAGGCAUUUUGUUCAUAGGUUUUCCUUAGGUGCCAGUUACACCAGCAUGACUUAGAUCUGAAAUUUUACAAAUAUUCGUUAAUCGUGUUGAAAUAGCAAACCAGUUACAUACACUGUCCCUCACGCAGCCCAGCUCCAAUGCUCUGGGGUUGGCUUCUGGGUGAAACCGUGGCCUGGAGCAUGGGGGAAGAGGUGACAAAAGCCAGUCUCUGUGUUAGUUGACAAAGGAGGGGACAAAGGACCCUGAUCAGUAUUUGAAACCCUUGGAGCAGUGGAGCCCUCUUUCAAAUUAUUUGAGGGUAUCAAGGGUUCCUGAGUUCUUUUUGCCUCCCUGUGCCCCCAGGAUAUGAGGGAAAGAGCUUGGGUAAUGUGGAAACCUUCCAUUAGUCAAUGAGAUCAGCUUUACCUUCCCUUGCUCAGGCGACCUCUGUCUUUUAUCAGCUGCAAGCUGAAAAUCUGCCGCUACCCUGAGCUGGAGCAUGCAGGACUAUGGCUAGCACAAGGGAGAACUGACCAAAGUGUUUUGAUGACAGAUUGUUGUGACAUAGGUGCCUUUCUGACAAGGAAUGUGGUGACUGUAGCUCUGCCUCCUGCUGUGGCUGUUGCUGCGAAGGGCUGUGGUCUUCAGACACCAACCUCUUAUGAGCCAACUCCAAGCCAACGGGCUCCUCAAGAUGAUUGUGUAAUCUGUUGUGGGGAAAAUUGUUCCUGGUGAAUGUAGAAGAAACACAUUUCUUCAUUUGAGUAAUACCUAUGAAUUUAGCCACCCUAACAAUAAAAUGUGGAGUGGAGGGAGCUUUGUUUAAAUCUGGUGCUUCACCUCUCCCCACUUCCCAAGAGGGCUAAAUUCUUCCUAAGCAGCUUGUGAGCAUCAAAACUUUAUUUGAAGGGACAUGACUUCUUGGCAGUUGCCAUCUGUCUCAUGUGGGUGUUUGUUGUGCCAUGUUACAGAACAGGUUCUGUUUGCUGUAAUGAUACUGUAUCAGGUUUUGUAAUCAAGCUUUUUCAAUUCUUUCAGCCAAUAAAUGAACCGCUUCCUUCUCCUUCCCCCUAUGCUGGUGAUCCAAUAUAUGUGUUUAAGACAUUUUCUAAAACUAAGAAAUCGAGUCUUCAAAUAAAUGAUUUAUAAAGUGGUCAGCUUAACAAAAUAUAUAUUUCAAGCAAUCACAAACUUGAAAAUAAGUCUGUAUUACCCAUCGAAGGUGGAAUAAACAUGAGGAGCAGUAAAC
This is a messenger RNA of Haliaeetus leucocephalus (bald eagle), 4914 nucleotides long. It is a transcript of the gene TMLHE, whose product is annotated as trimethyllysine hydroxylase, epsilon. The record is from RefSeq and is a predicted model, not a curated record. Gene Ontology annotation, molecular function: iron ion binding; trimethyllysine dioxygenase activity. NCBI's taxonomy places the organism in Eukaryota, Metazoa, Chordata, Aves, Accipitriformes, Accipitridae. The coding region runs from base 716 to 1981 and encodes 421 amino acids. Gene Ontology annotation, cellular component: mitochondrion. The transcript is spliced from 8 exons. Gene Ontology annotation, biological process: carnitine biosynthetic process.